This is a messenger RNA of Spodoptera litura, 1039 nucleotides long. Its product is annotated as glutathione S-transferase 1. Lineage: Eukaryota; Metazoa; Arthropoda; Insecta; Lepidoptera; Noctuidae. The record is from RefSeq and is a predicted model, not a curated record. Gene Ontology annotation, molecular function: glutathione transferase activity. Gene Ontology annotation, biological process: glutathione metabolic process.
UUAUGUCCUUUAAUAGUAUUAUAGCGUGUCUGAGAUCAUUAAAUCCUAGUCUAGGAACGAGAGAUAUCGUGUGUAGAGCGCUUAUCUGAAAUUAUAUUUUCUUAAAAAACUAAAUAAUUGUGAAAAUUCUCAAAAAUGGCGUUAACAUUGUACAAAAUGGAUGCCAGUCCACCAGUACGAGCAGUAUACAUGGUAAUCGAGGCGUUGAAGCUGCAUAAUGUGAAAUAUGUUGAAACUGACCUCUUGGCGGAUGAUCACCUUAAGGAUGACUUUCUGAAGAUAAAUCCACAACACACAAUACCACAUUUAACCGAUGGAAACUUCCAACUAUCGGACAGUCAUGCGAUAAUAACAUAUUUAAUGAACAAGUAUGGGAAACAUUCUGAUUUGUAUCCAAGUGACCCGCAGCAGAGAGCUAUGAUUGACCAAAAACUGCACUUCGAUAGCGGUAUCCUCUACCCAGCUUUGAGGGAGAAUGACGAACCUAUUUUCUUCGGAACCGCUACAUCUUUGAAACCCGAAGGUGCAGCCAAAAUCAGAUCAGCGUACAAUUUCACGGAGAAGUUUUUGACUGGAACACAAUGGCUGGCUGGAAACAAACUCACUGUAGCUGACAUAAGCUGUGUAGCAACUGUAAGCACACUCAAUGAGUUACUACAUAUUGAUGAAGCAAUGUACCCCAACAUCUGUGCGUGGGUAAAACGUUGUGCAGAACAUGAAUUUUACAAGAACGGAAACCAGCCAGGGCUUAUGGAGUUUCGUCGGCUUCUGAAAAUAUAUUUGGCACGUUAAAUUGACACAGAAUGAGAUGUUGAUCUCUAAUGUUGAAUUAUAAAAUCUCAUUCUGUGUUGACAGAAUGAGAUUUUAUAAUUACUAUCAACUGUAAUUACCAUACUUCGUGUAAAUAAACGUUAUUCUUAUGAUAAUAUAUAUUCAACGUCGCAAAUUCAACGUGAUUUUAGCAAAGGUGACAUUGGGUGUUUAUUAGCGUAUUACAUACUAAAAGGUUUUCUUUUUGGAUCACGUUGACUGGAUUUU